AUGUCCCAGAAAGUUACUUUCUUUUUGCAAUUAAGGAGGGCUUUUUCUACGCAACAAAGGGUUUUGCCCAAACAAGGCCCUUUGCUCAGCGAUUUUUUACAUGUAAAAGAUGCAGGGAACAGCUUAACUGAGUCGUCUACUUUUCACCACCAAACAUCUCCCACCGAUUGUGAAGAAAUAAUUGGAGAUUUGAAUUUGAACACGCAGGAGGGAACUUUUCCGAGAACAGUUGCACUGGAGACAUAUGGGUGUCAAAUGAAUGUAUCCGAUACUGAGCUCGUUCGCUCCAUAUUGCUAGACGCUGGCUUUAACCUUAUCGCGAAAUUCUCCGAUCCACAAACAACACCGGCCGAUGCAGUACUAUUGAUGACUUGUUCGAUCCGUGAAAAUGCGGAAACCAAAAUUUUUGAACGCAUCGAUGCAUUACGACACUGUCAUGAACAUGCAAACUCCAAACUGGGCCUUAAAAAGAAACAAAGCCAACGGCCUUUAUUGGUUGGCAUUUUGGGAUGCAUGGCCGAAAGAUUAAAAGGGGUUCUGACUACAGGGAAAAGAUGCGCAGAUGUGGUUUGCGGUCCAGAUGCAUAUAGAUCUUUACCCCAAUUGUUAAGGACAACCGGGAUAACUGGAAUGCCUUCAAUUAAUGUACAGUUAUCGAUCGAAGAGACAUAUGCCGAGCUAAGGCCUGUCAGAGUAGACCCCUCAUCAAAGGCUGCGUUUGUUAGCAUUAUGCGCGGAUGCGACAACAUGUGUUCUUAUUGCAUUGUACCUUUUACCAGAGGAAGGGAAAGGUCCAGACCUUUCCACACCAUUAUUAAUGAGGUUAGGCAUUUGGUUGAGCAAGAAGAUGUAAAAGUAGUGACGCUUUUGGGUCAAAAUGUCAACUCGUAUCUUGAUCAAACGAUGGCUGCAACUGCAACUCUUGAAGACGCAUCACACCUGGCGCCUGGGUUUAAAACCAUUUACAAGCAAAAGCUUGCCGGCGCUAACGUUGCAAGAUUUGCGGAUCUUUUGGAUAUUUUGUCCGAGAAAUUCCCCAAAACAUGGUUUAGAUUUACUAGCCCGCAUCCAAAAGAUUUUCCAAUGUCCUUACUUAAACUAAUGAGCGAAAGGAGCAACAUUUGCAAACACAUCCAUCUGCCAGCACAAUCAGGCUCUUCUAGUGUACUUGACAGAAUGCGGAGAGGAUACACCAGAGAGGCCUACAUCGAUCUUUUAAACACCAUUAGGGACACAAUUCCGGGCGUCACAAUUUCUACCGAUAUCAUUGUGGGGUUUUGUGGCGAAACCGAUGCUGAGUUUGAAGAAACUCUUUCGCUGCUUGAGAUUGCAAAGUACGAUACGGGAUAUUUAUUUUCAUACUCGCAACGAGCAAAGACACACGCAGCAAGAACGAUGAGCGAUGACGUCCCGGAAGAAAUCAAGAGCAAAAGAUUAAGACGGCUUAUUGACCGGUUUUACCAAAUCGCAGAUGAUCUUGUAAAAGAAAAAUGGAUCGGGAAGAAAGAGCUUGUUUUGCUGGAAGGGCCCAGCAGAAGGGCCGAAAAAGAGUGGCGCGGUAGGAACCAAGGAAACAAGAUGGUCAUUAUAAAAGAGGGAUACCAGGAAACCAUGGCAAAUUUACACCGAGACGACGGGGUAUUGUGUUGCGGGGACUUUGUUGAGCUUGAAAUCAUCGGGGGAACUGCCUCCACCUUGUUUGGGAAAUUGAUUAGAAAAAUGUGA
Messenger RNA from Mitosporidium daphniae, 1725 nucleotides. RefSeq lists its product as uncharacterized. Gene Ontology annotation, molecular function: tRNA-2-methylthio-N(6)-dimethylallyladenosine(37) synthase activity; 4 iron, 4 sulfur cluster binding. The record is from RefSeq and is a predicted model, not a curated record. Lineage: Eukaryota; Fungi; Microsporidia. Gene Ontology annotation, biological process: tRNA modification; negative regulation of cyclin-dependent protein serine/threonine kinase activity. Bases 1 to 1725 code for a protein of 574 amino acids. Gene Ontology annotation, cellular component: cytosol; mitochondrion. The transcript has a single exon.